Loxodonta africana (African savanna elephant) is the source of this 1520-nucleotide messenger RNA. It is a transcript of the gene C1QTNF12, whose product is annotated as C1q and TNF related 12. The record is from RefSeq and is a predicted model, not a curated record. Gene Ontology annotation, biological process: negative regulation of gluconeogenesis; positive regulation of insulin receptor signaling pathway; positive regulation of D-glucose import across plasma membrane. Gene Ontology annotation, molecular function: hormone activity. Lineage: Eukaryota; Metazoa; Chordata; Mammalia; Proboscidea; Elephantidae. The transcript is spliced from 12 exons.
AUGCAGCUCCUCCCUGACCAGCCCCCUGCCCAACUGCGGGUCAGUGGGGAGGGUCCCCGUCCCCGGCGCCUCUGGGGCGGCCUGGGGGCGGCAGUGGCGGCUGACAGAUCAUCAGCGCGUGAGCCCUCCCCCUUGGAGCCAACAAGGAGCCUUCUGAGCCAUGCCGUCUCUGAGCAGACAUGCAAGGGCACCCUGGGGCCUCGCCUGAACGCGGGGUCUCCAGGCACCCAGCGCUUCAACUGCCACGCCCCUGAGCAGACCGGGUUUCAGGACAUGGAGGGCUGGGUGCUGGCUGCAGCCAUGGCCCUCCUCUGGCUGCAGCUUGCACCCCUUGGGGGUGUUGGAGCCCGGCAGGAGCCCAAGCGGCCAAGGCAGCCCAGCCAGCGCACCGUGCCCCUCAAUGCCACCGUCCCCAACGGCCAGGAGCCCCUCAGCUUCCCCAAGCAACAGGCCCAGUAUGCCUGGAGCAACCUGCUGCAGAAGGUGGUGGCCAUAGGUGUGAUUGUGAAUGUGCUGGAGGGCGUCUCCGUGGCGGCCUGCCCUGCCUCUCAGCCCACGCAGCCCAUCAGGCCUGAGGCCAUGUUUUCCAGACGGGCACUUCCCUUGGCUGGGGCAGCAUACUAGUCCCUCUCCCCUGCCCCACCCCCCACAUAGCUACCAGAGGCCUCGGGGCCUGAGUUCUCAGAUGCCCGUAAGACAUGGCUGGACUUUGUGGGGCGGUCAGACGACACGGUGAAGAAACGAUGCCGUGCCAGGGACAAGAAGUCGAGAGUACUCCCAGGCCCCCCAGGGCCUCCUGGGCCCCCUGGCCCCCCAGGGUCCCCUGGUGCCGAAAUCAACAAGGAGGCCCUUUUUCAGGAGUUCCAGGAGAUGCUGAAAGAGGCCACUGAGCGUCGGUUCUUGGAGCUGCUGGGUCCGCUGUUGCCUGAGGGGCCAGGUGGGCGGCUGGUGGCCGAGGCCUUCCAUUGCCAGCUGAAGGGCCCUGUGCUGGUAGACAAGAAGAUGCUGGUGGAGCUGCAGGGUUUCCAGGCUCCUGCAGCCCAGGGUGCCUUCCUGCGGGGCUCGGGCCUGAGCCUGGCUUCGGGGCGCUUCACAGCCCCGGUGUCUGCCAUCUUCCAGUUUUCUGCCAGCCUGCACGUGGACCUUGGAGAGCUAAGGGGUAAGCUCCAGCUGCGGGCGCGAGACAUGGUCCGUGUGCUCAUCUGCAUCGAGUCCCUCUGCCACCACCACAUGUCCCUAGAGACAAUAACGGGCCUGGAGAGCAACAGCAGGGUUCUCACUGUGCACGUGCAGGGGCUGCUGCAGCUGCAGGCUGGGCAGUCGGCCUCCGUCUUCGUGGACAAUGGCUCUGGGGCCACCCUCACCAUCCAGAGCAGCUCCAGUUUCUCAGGCCUGCUCCUGGGCAUGUGAGACCAGAGGAAGAGAUGCCACCACGCUGCUGUCCUCUGUCCACGCCCAUGGUUCUGACAAUAAAGAGUGAGGGGCUCGAGCCCGCAUCACCCUCCGUGUUGCCUGGUCAU